Messenger RNA from Microthlaspi erraticum, 2349 nucleotides. The record is from the annotation of a GenBank genome assembly. Lineage: Eukaryota; Viridiplantae; Streptophyta; Magnoliopsida; Brassicales; Brassicaceae.
AUGGAUGUUGUGGAGAGAAAGAGACCUAGAGGAACGUUUCUAAAUCUGUUUGAUUGGCCUGGAAAGUCCAGGAAGAAGCUUUUCUCAUCCAACACCUCCCAACUCUCUGAAGAUUCAAAGCAAGCAAAAGAGAACCCUUCAAUUACACGGCCUUCUGUUUCUGAGGUUGAACAGACUGUAAAGAACUCAACUUACCACCCGCCGAGAAGUGACUCGAGCUGUUGUGCUUCCUCUGUGACUAGCGAUGAUGGAAACGUGGUUAGAGCACCGAGUGUGGUGGCGAGGCUCAUGGGCUUAGAGUGUAUACCGUUGCCAAACGACGUGGAGCCAAGGGCUAAUCCUGUUCUUGAUCCAUACUUUCUCAGAUCCUCUCGCCAGGCGAACACUACUGAUAAUCAGAGUGAUGACUUUAGUGGUGUUUCUUGGGAUCAUUUGGAUUCAAGAACGAGUAAAGGGCCACAUAAGCGGAUGAUUGAGCGGUUUCAAACCGAAACCUUACCUCCAAGAUCAGCUAAACCGAUCUCCGUCACUCACAACAAGCUCUUGUCUCCUAUAAGGAACCCUGGAUUUGUUCCAUCUAGGAGCCCUGCUUAUGUGAUGGAAGCUGCUUCGAAAAUGAUAGAGCCAAGUCCACGGAUGAUUGCAAGAACAAGGGCUGUUUCAUCGUCUGAUUCUUCUUCCCCGGUUCCGUUGAGGAUUCGUGAUUUGAAAGAGAAACUAGAGGCUGCACAGAAAGCUUCGACUUCAUUCCUUCAGAUGUCAAAUGAUACUCGUAACAGCAAGUACCUAAGAGGAGAUCAAAGCGAGAAGAAAGCUACAUUGUUUGGUGAAGUGAAGCUACUAUCUUUCUCAGCGCAAGCGAAGACCAGCAGUAAUCAGAAGCAAGACAGCAAAACAACGUCCUCAAGCGGCAACAAGAGGACGGCUUUGGGACAAAAGGAGAAAGCUGAAGCUAAGAGUAGAGCGGUUAAAAGCCAAAACAGUCUCAAAGGAUCUUCCUUGAGCACAGGGAAGAAUGUGCUUAAGCAGAACAAUCAGAAACAGAACUGCAGAGACAACCAACAACAAUCCAGGAAAGUAUUGAACAAAGUAGUGAAUAAGGUUCUUGUGGAAAGUGGAUCUACAUCAAAGAGCCAGAGUUUUACUAUGUCAUCAGCAGAAAAAUCCACUUCUUUACCUUCAUCCCGUGGUAAAAAGAGCCUUCCUCGAAGCAAAAAGCCUCGUAAUGGAGUGCAAGAACCGGGAAUCUACGAAGAUAAGCGGAUCAAAAGAGGUGAGAAGUCGAUAAAAUGUAACGUUUCCAUUGAUGGCGACUCGAACACCACGAGUAAAGACGAUCAGAAAAGAAACAUGGAUGUGAUCUCUUUCACAUUCUCAUCUUCGAUCAAAGGUUUGUCAUCUCUUUCACAAGGAACCAAGAAAGAUGCAGACUCUGCUGUUAAGUUCAAUGUGAUAGGCGACGAUUCUUUAAAUGCGCUUUUGGAGCAGAAGCUAAGAGAAUUGACCUCCAAGAUGGAAUCAUCUAGCUCUUGCUUGAUCCAAGAAGAGUCUUUGAGUUCCAUUUCAAAGGAUAGAGUGACUCAAAGCAGUCUUGAUAAAGUCUUAUCAGAGAGUGAAUCUGUUUCUGACUGCACUUCAGUCUAUAACAGCCAGACAUUCCAGAAGAAGAAGAAGAUGAUGAUAACACAGGGAGAAGAACAUGAAGUUAGCAGCAUCAGCACUCUUACAGAAGCCGAUGAUCUCGCACUCUCCUGCAGCAAGAGUUUUUCAGGGAUGAAGCAGAGUUCAUCAGAGCAAGAGCUCACUUGGUUUUCAUCAAACGAGUCCCAACAAACCUUACCUGAAACAGACUCCGCAGUGGAUUGGGAGCUUGAAUACAUAACCGAGAUCCUAAACUCUGGCCAGCUCAUGAUUCAAGACUUAGCCUCAGGGACAACCACUGAGGAACUGUUGUUACCUUCGAGCCUCUUUGAUGAAAUGGAACGCUCUCGUGGAGCUGAAACGUCGAUGAAGAUGGAAAGAAAGGUGCUUUUCGACUGUGUGAAUCAGUGCUUAGCGGUGAAGUUUGAGAGGAUGUUGAUCGGAAGCGGCAAAGGGAUGGUGACGAGAGGUGGGGUUUUGUUGGCUGAGGAACUGAACAGAGAAGUUAAAGUGUUGAAGAAGAUGAGAGAGAUGAUGAUCGACGAGCUUGUGGAUCAUGACAUGAGCUGUUUUGAAGGGAGAUGGAUUGGUUAUGAGAGAGAGAUGUUUGAGCAAGGCAUUGAUAUAGAAGGAGAGAUAGUUUCUGCUCUGGUUGAUGAUUUAGUUUGUGAUCUUUUCUCUGUUGGCGUUCUAAAACGGUCGUUGUAG